Melanotaenia boesemani (Boeseman's rainbowfish) is the source of this 2308-nucleotide messenger RNA. RefSeq names its product islet cell autoantigen 1 (gene ica1). The coding region runs from base 911 to 2308 and encodes 465 amino acids. Gene Ontology annotation, biological process: regulation of transport. Gene Ontology annotation, molecular function: protein domain specific binding. NCBI's taxonomy places the organism in Eukaryota, Metazoa, Chordata, Actinopteri, Atheriniformes, Melanotaeniidae. The transcript is spliced from 12 exons. Gene Ontology annotation, cellular component: Golgi apparatus. The record is from RefSeq and is a predicted model, not a curated record.
ACAUUUUUUCCAGUGUCUUAACUUACCAGCUUUACUGAAUUUGGAAAAUAAAAUAUAAAAUCUGAUGCCAACAAGACAAUUAAUAAAAGUUGGAAGAGCAAGUUUGUAAUUGUGUUACAUCACUUCCUUUGAUGGUUUUCUUAAUUAUUUGAGAACUGAGAAUAUUAAUUGUUGCCCUUCUAUUGGAAUCGGUGUUCAUUCUGUCUGAUUCCCCUGUUCAUAAGAAAUCAAUUUGAGAGGCGGUAGAAAUGGGCUGUAGGCAGGCUAGGCAAGCAGGAAUCCAUGCUGUUGGAAGAUGUGCAGAAUAACCAUUUUCCUCCUAGAAAAGAAAGUGACCUCCGUACAAUCACAAAUGCAGGUUUGUGGCAGCUGUCUUUGAUAACAGCCUGGACGGUCUUCUCAUCACAGCACACAGAACCACAACAGUUAAAAAAAUAAAUAAAUAGACAAAUAUUGGAUUCAUCUAACCACAGGAUACGUGUUCUCUGUCUUUCAGUCAUCUUAGAUUAUCUGGUGUCCAGUGAAGUCUGCUUGUUGCUCAUGCAGUUCUACCUGAAGGCUAGAAGAUCACAUGCAUUAAACUGUGUUUUCCAUUCUUAAUCUUUAUUCACCAAGAUUUCCUCAGACUCCUUGAAUAUUUUCACGGUAUUUUGCUCUGUAGGCAAUGAAAAACCAGAGUUAUUUGAAGACUUUGGUGGAUGCUACUUUUAUGACCAAUCAUGGCACCCUCAUCUGUCCCAAGUUAAUUUGCUGGUAUAAAGUUAUCGACAUUUUUUCCAGACAUUUCAAAGAAAAUGAAAUAAUUUGUACUAACUUGUGUUUGUUCAUUAAGGUUCAAACUAAUUUUUUUUCAGCUAUACUUCCUUUCAAGUAUAUGGUGCUCUGCUUUCUCUACAGAUCGUCCUAAAAAAUGGAGGGAGGUACUUUCAGUCACUCCCGAGAUUACCUUGACCGCUUCAUCCAAAGUCAGGACUCAUCUGUGGUGAACAAGUUCCAGCAGAAAUACUGGAAAACCAAGCAGACGCUCAUCAAAGUCACUGGGAAGAAGGAGGAUGAACAUGUGGUGGCGUCAGAUGCAGACCUUGAUGCCAAGCUGGAGGUCUUCCACUCCAUCCAGAGAACAUGCAUGGAGCUGCUAAAGGUCAUCGAGCAGUACCAAAGAAGGAUAUGCCUGCUUUCUCAAGAGGAGAAUGAGUUGGGUCGCUUCCUUCGCUCCCAGGGAUCGCAGGAUAAAACCAGGGCUGGAAAGAUAAUGCAGGCCACAGGAAAGGCACUCUGUUUCUCCUCUCAGCAGAGACUGGCUCUGAGGAACCCUCUGUGCCGUUUGUACCAGGAGGUGGAAACAUUUCGUUAUCGAGCCAUCUCAGACACGUGGCUGACAGUGAAUCGCAUGGAGCAGUCCAGGACUGAAUACCGCGGAGCCUUACUGUGGAUGAAGGACGUAUCUCAGGAACUUGAUCCCGAUACGCAUAAACAGAUGGAGAAAUUCCGCAAGGUUCAGGCCCAGGUGCGAACAACCAAAACAAGCUUUGACAAGCUGAAGAAUGAUGUCUGCCAGAAAGUGGACCUGCUUGGAGCCAGUCGCUGCAACCUCCUGUCUCAUGUCUUAACCACAUACCAGACAAUACUUUUGCACUUCUGGGAAAAGACAUCCCACACCAUGGCAGCCAUUCAUGAGAGCUUCAAGGGCUGUCAGCAUUACGAGCUCUCAACACUUACGACCUUACAAGCCCCCACAGACAAGGUGGCUAAAAAGAAGGGGAAGAAGAAAAUGAAGGAAGAGACUGAUGAUAGAAGGAGAACAGAGACAAGCGAUAACCAACUCAUCUCACUAGAAAAUGAAAAUACCACAGAUAAAACCAGAGAAGAGUCAGAUGGGGAGGAGAAGGACAGCCUGGCCUUACUAAACGAGAUCCUCGGCGGUUUGUCUGUGGAUGAGGGCGACUUCGCUCAGAAGUGGACAGAAGUAUUUGGAGAACCUGACGAAGCAACAAGCUCAGCUUUCGCUGGAUCAGCAGAAUCCCAACAGAAGGAAAAGGCAUUCUUUCUACCAUCGCAGCUGUUGGACCAGAGUCUGAAAACGUCUUCCAUUUCAGACUGGGCCGGGAAUAUUCCACAGCCUGUCACCCAGGCAGCCGAGCACCCAUCUGGAGCCACUCAGAACCCUUCAAAGCCAGCACUGAAAGAAACGAUGGGGAAGUCCAAAGACCUCUCAGCCUGGUUCAACCUCUUUGCAGACUUGGACCCCCUCUCCAAUCCAGAUGCAAUCGGCAAAACCAACGCAGAGGACGAACUUCACACAGCAUAG